GAAACUGCUAGAGGCUUGCAAGAGACGUCUGAACACCCUAGAUGACCCAGAGGCCAUUGAAGACACUGAACUUUGAAGGGUCUGGACACUGUUUAGCAUUGGCUGCUAGCAAGAGGACGCACACCGUGGUGAGUUUCUUUUCAGCAGCACAGGAGCUGACAUGCAGAAUGUACCGGAGGAGUGAAGGAUGGGAUGGGGGGAUGUUGUUCAAGAAGAAAGAGGAUUCAGAGCGCAGCAGCGAAGAGAUGAAGGGAGAGUGCAUGACGAACGCGGGGACAGGUGGUGAAGAGGCGGAGAAGGAGACGCUGAUGAUGGAGCUGACGAGGCUGGUUCAGAGGGUGGUGAAGGAGAGCAGCUGGUGGGAGAGGAGGGGGAUUGACUGCAGCAUCCUGGCAACAGCGUUCCUCUGUCUGCCACCUGGCUUCCUGCUGCUGUCCUCCUCUCAGAUCCUGUGGUUUUCGGCGGGUGUGCUGCUGAUGGGUGUGGCGCACGCCGUCAUCACCGUCAAGGGGACACAUCUGGCCAGCCACGGGGCGCUCAGCGAGUCUCAGGCUUGGGGGAGGUUCUGGGCCAUCUUCUUCAUCGAGAUCUGUGGUUCGUUCUCAGCGCGAGCCGGCGUGCACGGACACAUUAAGAUGCAUCACGCUCAUACCAAUGUCAUUGGCCUGGGUGACUCCAGUGUGUGGAAGGUCCCCUUUCUGCCACGCACGGUUUACCUGUUCAUAGCUCCCCUGGCCGUACCCAUCAUCACUCCGCUUGUUGCACUCGCUCAGCUCCGAGGACACCCUUUGGCCCUCAUCAUUAGGACCAUGCUGAUGGUGACACUGGGCCUGUACUCACAGUACUGGCUGCUGAUGCACGUCUCUGGUUUCAGGUCACCUUACAGCGCCUUGUUCUGUAUGCUUGUAUGCAGAGCGAUGUUCUCUGUGCCCUAUAUCCAUGUCAACAUUUUCCAGCACAUUGGCCUCCCCAUGUUCUCCCCGACCCGGCGACCGAAGAGGAUCUACCAGAUGACCCACGGAGUCCUGAACCUGCCACGUAACCCGGUGCUGGACUGGAUGUUUGGACACUCGCUGAUCAACUGUCACGUGGAGCACCACCUCUUCCCCUUCCUGUCUGAUAGCAUGUGUCUAAAGGUGAAGCCCGUUGUGUCCAAAUAUCUGAAUGAAAAGCAGCUUCCCUACCAGGAGGACAGCUACCUCUCCCGCCUGAAGCUCUUCUUCCAGAGGUACCAGGAGCUGAUGGUGUUUGCGCCUCCGAUCACAGAGCUGGUGGGAGUGCAGUGAUGAAGGAGGACAAAGGUCCAGACUAAGAAGUGCUACUGGUCAAAUGCAAAACAAAAGUGUGUUUCUGCUGACAUGAUGCCAUCUCCUCAGUUUAGAUCUGAGCUCUAAUGCCGUCAUUCCACUGCUGCCAGGAUCUGUACCAGGCCAGUUAUUGGCUACUACUGCCUGGCACCGAAACAUGUUUGUGUUUCCACAAACGUUACAGUGGGUCUUCUCCUAACUGGAGGGUUGGUGUUCAAUUCCUGGCUUCUCCAGUCCACAUGUUGAAGUGUCCUUGAGCAGGACACUGAACGCCAAGUUGCUCCCGGUGGCUGUUCCACUAGUGGGUGAAUGAGUUAAUAGUGUAAAAGCUCUCUGACUGUGCUUCAAUGCAUAGAAAAGUGCUGAACAAGCACCAGUCAGACAUCAUGCUUUUCAGCCUGGUUUCAGUCCAGGCACAGUCCAUUUGUGAGACAAUGGAAACCCAAACGCCGGUGCAGUACGGUUCCUGGAGGCAGUGGAAUGACGGCACUACACUAAAGUUUGACUCAACGUUAACGUGACACCCUCCUGAUUGCUUUUUAAAAAUUAUAGCAUUAAUAGGCCUCCUAAAGCUUUAAUAAGUAGCACAAAGAUAAGCACUCUAAAGCUAGAUUAGCUUUAAUGAGCACUGCAUUCAGAGUCACAGUGAUCGCAGCUCCCUGUCUCAUGAAGCUCAACUUAUUCAGGCUUUAUGUACAGUAACAUGCAACUUCAAGAGCUUCAGAGGAUUAUACUUAAUGAAAUUUAAAGAAAUGGUUUAUUCCUGCUAGUGAAUGCAUUUAUUGCUCCAGUAAAAAUGUAUUAAGAUCAAAGUUGCAGAGACUAAGCACAGCACUGCAGUGUAAAAAUAGCAGUCAUGUUAUCUCAGACUAAUACCAUAACCAAAAACUGUUGCAGAAAAUAUAAAGGCUUUCUUUCCCUUUUCCGUCCAUCCACAUAUAUGUAUAGUGUGAGAAAAGGACUGCAAGACACAAUUAAGAAACUGAUUAUGCACACAUUACCGACACUGUUAUUGUAACUCACGUUGGUCCAAAGCGCAACAACUUGGAUCUCAGCAGGUUUUAACAGACACUUGAUUUGAACUUUUUAUUCUUUUUAAAGCAAUUUAUGGCCCCAUUGUACAUUUCAAACAUGCUUUAGCCCCCUGAGCUGCUGUGCCAGGUCCUCUGGCAGGUCUGUAGUCUGCAGAUUAAAAAUAAAGGGGGACCAGGCCUUCUCAGUCGGGGCCCUAAAAUUAUGGAACAUCCAGUCAGAGGAUAUGAAGUUCACAGAUUCUGUAUACACUUUUAAAUUUCAUCUAAAAAUGUACUCGCACAGCUGUGCCUUUUUCGUUUUAUUUUUAUCGUAUUUUAUUGUUUUUUAACAUUGAUGAUUUUAAUUUUCUCUGUUGAUCCCCUUUUCUUUUCCUUCACCUUAUUUCUGUCAGCAUCACCAUGUUUUAACACUUUAAAUAUGUUUUCUUAAAUAAAUGUGCAGACAUUCAGUAGAAAAGGUUUUUAAAGUGCUAUAUAAAACUUAUCAAUAUGAUGAAACGUCCCAGAAUGGCUUUAUAAACAAAAAAUACCAGUGAUACAAUCAGAAGUGGUCAAAGCCACUGGAAGGCGAAGCACUGUGAUGUGUGAGCUUUAGUCUGGCUGCAGUUCUAAUUGUGUGUUGUUAUCUUUCUGAUAAUAAAUUUUAAUUUGAAUUUUCAUGAAUUAGACUUUAUUUCAUUGCCUCUAUGGACAUGUCUCAUAUUAUCACAAACUUGAAUAUCUAAG
Molecule: messenger RNA, 3067 nt
Organism: Monopterus albus (swamp eel)
Lineage: Eukaryota; Metazoa; Chordata; Actinopteri; Synbranchiformes; Synbranchidae
Gene: fads6
Product: fatty acid desaturase 6
Exons: 7
Coding region: 42-1286 (414 amino acids)
Biological process (GO): lipid metabolic process
Cellular component (GO): membrane
Molecular function (GO): oxidoreductase activity, acting on paired donors, with oxidation of a pair of donors resulting in the reduction of molecular oxygen to two molecules of water
Source: RefSeq, a predicted model, not a curated record